Molecule: messenger RNA, 1506 nt
Organism: Alternaria postmessia
Lineage: Eukaryota; Fungi; Ascomycota; Dothideomycetes; Pleosporales; Pleosporaceae
Exons: 4
Coding region: 1-1506 (501 amino acids)
Biological process (GO): regulation of DNA-templated transcription
Molecular function (GO): DNA-binding transcription factor activity, RNA polymerase II-specific; zinc ion binding
Source: RefSeq, a predicted model, not a curated record
AUGAGGGCUAAAAGAAAGGAUGUAUGCCAGAAUUGCAGAUCUCGGAAGCUUGCUUGUGAUGGGAAACAGCCAGAAUGCCUCCAAUGUAUUCGCCGGCGGAUCCCGUGUAGUGGUUACGAACAGGAAAUUGUUUUCAUCAAUGCAAUGACACAUCCAACCAAACCCCAGACAGCUUUCAAGGCCGGAUGUAAAGAAACACACGUUGACAACAGAGGGGUAUUCGGUGCCUACAUACUGAAAAGCAGUCACCCAGCUUUGUGUGCGUUAUCAAACUUGUUUGACGAAACGACCACUCCUCCAGAAGCAAGUCCAAACGAGCUCGAAGAUGAUGUGGAUUUUAUUGUCCAACAUUUUGCGCCCAUAUGUAGCCAGGCGCCCGCGGAGUUCAACUUGUAUCACAACCAGAUAUGUGGUGCCUGGGUCGAGAUGCUUCCGCUUGUCGUUGAGCCUGCAAAGAACAGCCCAUUCCUCUAUUCCGCAAUCAGGACGAUGGCAACAGCCUUGAGGAACCGUGCAUCCGCAACCAGAGGAAACGAAUCUCGCAUACUUCUGAUGUACGGUGACUCUCUUCGCCGGGUGGGCAAAGCGCUCGAAGAAGCCCAGGGUGUCUUCCGGCAUGAACAUUGUGUCGCAAUAUUAUGCCUAUCAGCAACGAACAUUGUAAUACCACAAGCAAGAUCCGAUUGGGCGACGCAUGCAAAGGGUGUCGGAGCCAUGAUCGAGCGGCUCGGACCGAAACCGUUCAGCACUGGUAUCCUGCACACGCUCUUCGUUGGCUUCCGGCCUCUCCUGCUGAUCAGUUCAAUCCACAACCGACGAAAGACAUUUCUUUCUCAAGACGGCUGGGUUACCACACCCUUCGAAGCAGUACCCAUAUCGAUCAUGCAACUGCUCCUUAACAAAGCUACCCAACUUCCCGCUCUUCUGGAAAGAUUCGACAGUCUGGGAGAUCGCUCCAUCCCAUCCAAUGUGAUCGCGAUGCAACGACUACGGGAUGACUUUUUGUACAUGAUCAAAAGCCUCAAAGAUUGGGAGCUCUCAUCCAAAGCGCAGGCCAAAUUCUCUCUGGUCUGGCCUAAGCCCGAUUCUCCAGACGCAGAGUCCUCAGAUAGGAAGCCGCUGUGGUUCGCCAAUGUUCUGGUUGCUAGCAGCCUGACUCAUUGUUGGGCUUUCGAGAUCGUCGCAAGACAACAUCUGGAUGACAUUGAAGAGUCGAUGGCCGAGAUCAAAGGUUGCAACGUCAAAGCGGUCCUUCGGCGUUCCGACUCUGCAAGCGAUGAAGACGAAAAUCCGGUCUCGAUUCUGGCGGAGAAGAUCUGUGAUAGCAUGCCCUACUUCCUGCAACCGGAAUUGAAGCUAUAUGGACCCGCCUCUACCUUCUUCACGUUCUUGACAGCCAUGAAGGUCUUCAAACACAAGAAGACUUACUGCGCGUCUCGGCUCUCCCGCUGCCAACAGGUAAUCGAUCGUUUAGCUAGCAUUGGCAUCCACUUUCCGUCACCAUAG